Hirundo rustica (Barn swallow) is the source of this 5104-nucleotide messenger RNA. It is a transcript of the gene DRP2, whose product is annotated as dystrophin related protein 2. The transcript is spliced from 24 exons. Gene Ontology annotation, biological process: synaptic signaling. Gene Ontology annotation, cellular component: plasma membrane. The coding region runs from base 346 to 3150 and encodes 934 amino acids. NCBI's taxonomy places the organism in Eukaryota, Metazoa, Chordata, Aves, Passeriformes, Hirundinidae. Gene Ontology annotation, molecular function: protein binding; zinc ion binding. The record is from RefSeq and is a predicted model, not a curated record.
UGCCUUUGCCAUCCCCGCCGCUCUCCCUCCCCUCCUCCGGAUCCAUCGCCGGCCGAGCUCCGCCGAGGGCCGGGCGCUCCGCCGGGCUCUCCCCCGCUCCCCGCAGCCUUUUGCCGAGCCAGGGCUAUCUUUUCGGAGGCUCGGCGAGAUGCCCUUGGCGGCGAUGCGAUCGCAUAGCAACCCAGCAGCCGGGGCGGCGGCGGAGGAGAGGCGGCGGUGCUGAGCAUCAUCAGCAUCAGCAUGCAUCCCUGUCACACGGGCUCCCGUGCUGAUUCACACGCAGCCCCCCGCGCCUCAGACCCGCCGGACACGGAAGGUGCUCCAUCCCCAUGACCAUCGGUGCUGAUGCAGCCCCUGGUGAUGCAGGAAUGGCUGCGUGCGCUCCCGCCGUGUCCUGAGUGGCGCAUCCCGGAGCAGGCGCAGCGCAGCAGCUCUGCCCGCCCGCCGGCUCAGGUUGAAGCCUCGCAGGAUGGUGCAGGACCUUCGUGUGUGACCCCCCGGGCUCUGAGCAGCGCUGCCGGGCUCCAGGCCCCUCUGGAGAUGAAUCUUUGCUGGAACGAGAUCAAAAAAAAAUCCCACAGCCUUCGGGCUCGGCUGGAGGCCUUCUCUGACCACAGUGGGAAGCUGCAGGUGCCUCUCCAGGAGAUCAUCGACUGGCUGGGGCAGAAGGAUGAGGAGCUGUCGGCGCAGCUGCCCCUGCGGGGCGACGUUCUCCUGGUGCAGCAGGAGAAGGAGACACACGCCGCUUUCAUGGAAGAAGUGAAGUCUCGGGGGCCGUACAUUUACUCUGUCCUGGAGUCAGCACAGGCUUUCCUUUCCCAGCACCCGUUUGAGGAAUUAGAAGAGCCGACUUUGGAAAGCAAAGAUGUGUCUCCCCGGCACCGCAUCCAGAACAUCAGCCGCUUUGUGUGGAAGCAGGCGAACGUGGCCAGCGAGCUGUGGGAGAAGCUCACGGCCCGCUGCGUGGACCAGCACCGCCACAUUGAGCGGACCCUGGAGCAGCUGCUGGAGAUCAAAGGGGCUAUGGAAGAGCUCAGCACCACCCUGGACCAGGCUGAAAGCGUGAGGGAGACCUGGGAGCCCAUCGGGGAUCUCUUCAUUGACUCCUUGCCCGAGCACAUCCAGUCGACCAAGCUGUUCAAAGAGGAGCUCUCCCCCAUGAAGGACGGGGUGAAGGUGGUCAAUGAUCUCGCACACCAGCUCGCCAUCUCAGAUGUCCACCUGUGCAUGGAGAAUUCCCGCGCCCUGGAGCAGAUCAACACCCGCUGGAAACAGCUGCAGGCCUCCAUAAACGAACGGCUGAAGCAGCUCCAGGAUGCCCACCGGGACUUUGGACCAGGCUCCCAGCACUUCCUCUCCUCCUCUGUCCAGGUGCCCUGGGAGCGAGCCAUCUCCCCCAACAAAGUGCCAUACUACAUCAACCACCAAGCCCAGACGACGUGCUGGGACCACCCAAAGAUGACAGAGUUGUACCAGACGCUGGCGGAUCUGAACAACAUCAAGUUCUCGGCGUAUCGGACGGCCAUGAAACUCCGGCGGGUGCAAAAAGCCCUUCGAUUGGACAUGGUCACCCUGGCCACGGCUUUGGAAAUCUUCAACGAGCACGACCUGCAGCCCAGCGACCGGGCCAUGGACGUGGUGGAGGUCAUCCACUGCCUGACCGCCCUCUACGAGCGGCUGGAGGAGGAGAGGGGCAUCCUGGUCAAUGUGCCCCUCUGCGUGGACAUGAGCCUCAACUGGCUGCUGAACGUCUUUGACAGUGGCCGCAGCGGGAAGAUGAGGGCUCUGUCCUUCAAGACGGGCAUCGCGUGUCUGUGCGGGACAGAGGUCAAGGAGAAGUUCCAGUAUCUCUUCAGCCAAGUGGCCAACGCCGGGGGACUGUGCGACCAGCGGCACCUCGGCGUCCUGCUCCACGAGGCCAUCCAGGUCCCUCGCCAGCUGGGGGAGGUGGCAGCUUUCGGGGGCAGCAACGUGGAGCCCAGCAUCCGCAGCUGCUUCCGCUUCAGUAACGGGAAGUCUGCCAUUGAGGCGUCCCAGUUCCUGGAGUGGGCCAACCUGGAGCCGCAGUCCAUGGUGUGGCUGGCGGUGCUGCACCGCGUGGCCGUGGCCGAGCAGGUGAAGCACCAGACCAAGUGCUCCGUGUGCCGGCAGUGCCCCAUCAAGGGCUUCAGGUAUCGGAGCCUGAAGCAGUUCAAUGUGGAUAUCUGCCAGACCUGCUUCCUCACCGGGAGAGCCAGCAAGGGCAACAAGCUGCACUACCCCAUCAUGGAGUACUACACCCCGACCACAUCCAGUGAGAACAUGAGAGACUUUGCCACGACUCUGAAGAACAAGUUUCGGUCCAAGCAGUACUUCAGCAAGCACCCCCAGAGAGGUUACCUGCCCGUCCAGUCCGUGCUCGAGGCUGACUUCUCUGAGACCCCAGCCUCCUCCCCGAUGCUGCCGCACGCUGACACGCACUCCCGGAUCGAGCACUUUGCCAGCAGGCUUGCAGAGAUGGAAAGCCAGAGUUGUUCCUUCUUCAGUGAUAGCCUGUCCCCUGAUGACAGCCUGGAUGAGGACCAGUACCUGCUGCGCCAUUCCAGCCCCAUCACCGACAGAGAGCCUGGGGGCAGCCAGCAGGUCCCAGGAAGCCUCACCAUGGAUGACAAGGGAGAGCUGGAGAGAGUCCUGGCCCACUUAGAGGAUGAAAACAGGAUCCUCCAGGGAGAGCUGAGACGUUUGAAAUGGCAGCACGAUGAGGCAGUGGAGUCUCCGACCUUGGCGACAAGCUCUCCUGACUCGGUGCAAGACGCGCGUAACGACGAGCUCCUGGCCGAAGCGCGAAUCCUCCGGCAGCACAAGAGCCGCCUGGAGACACGGAUGCAGAUCCUGGAGGACCACAACAAGCAGCUGGAGUCACAGCUGCACAGGCUGAGGGAGCUGCUGCUGCAGCCUCCAGCAGAGUCAGAAGGCAAUGGUUCAGCAGCCUCUUCCUUGGCUUCGUCUCCACAUCAGUCAGAAGGCAGCCAGGCCAGGGACAAAGAGCACAGCACCCCUGACACUGAAACCGCAGAUGAGGUGGAAGCCAAAACCCAGGAGGUCAGCAUGUGCCUGGAAGACAUAAUGGAGAAGCUGCGGAGCGCCUUCCCCAGCUCCCGAGGUACUUGAGUGAAAUCCUCCUCUUCCCACUGCUCCCUCAGGUAUGACCUCCCUUAUCUAACACCUCCUGUGAGCCAGAGGCUUUUCCUAACCGGCUACCUGGCUGCUUUCCUCCCCCUCUCUCCCUGCCAUGCUCCCUGUGCUGCAGCAGACCUCACACAGACUCCCUCCGAGCUGGUGGUGCAGGAUGCUUGCCAGCUCCAGAAGAACUCAGGGGAACAUAGGUCAUGCAGGAGUGGGACUGUGGGCUCCCCAGGAGGUUUGGUCACUCAGCCACGGUGUCCAAGCCCGGGUGGGAUGGUUCAGAAGAAAGAACUGAAGCCAUGAAAACUGCCUGUCUCCCCUGGCACCCACGGGCUGCUGCCUUGGCCUGUAGCCCUUCGGGGGAUGCAGAGCUCAGCAUCCCACUCUUCAUUCGUGCCCAGGAGCCUCCAGGUGUGUGGGCGCCAAAACACUCCUGGAGCAGCAGAAUUUUUAAAAUAACUCUUUAUAACAGUAACCAGCUGCCAGCCUUAUGGUUUGAGCUCUGCCCCCCAAGGCUCUGCAGCCAGCCAGGCACAUACCACCAGGAGAGAGUCUGUGAGGUUUAUGGAGUAGGGAUUGAGUCCAUGUUAGAGCUUCAGCCCAGCUAGUAGCCUUAUAUCGAGAGGGUCUUUAUAACAGAGCCUUAUUGUUUAAUUUGCAUAUAUUUCUAUAUAUAUUAUAUAUAUAUUCUGUACUUAAAUACUCUCAUGGACUCACUCUAUUAAACUCUAAUACCUUGAGUGUAGCUGCCCUUCACUUUCAGACCAGCCCGGCUCCUGCUCCCAGGGGAACCAGCACCUUCCCUUGUUGCUGGUGUUGCCUUGCAGGGCUGCUGAGGGAGCUCAGUGGGGGCUGGACCCACAGCAGGUACUUCAUCCUGCCCGCUUUCCCGGGGAUCUGUGCCUUUGCCGUGGCGCAGAGAGCCUGUCCUGCACAGAGCCUCCAUCCCUCAGCUCCCGCAGGCAGGGCUUUCUCCAGCCCUGAGCCCACCUUGGGCUGAUGCAGGCGCAUGGCAGGCUGGGUGGAUCCCACCUCGCUGUCCCCAGGGAGCAGCUGCCCUGCUGCUGUCCCCAAAUCUGAGUUGAGCUGCGGGGCUGGAGGCCCUCGUUGGGAGCGGGUCCCCGUGGGGCUGUCCUGCCAGCUUGGGGGGGGUGGCUCCUGGUCCCCAGGGUCCCUCGGGCCGGCUGUCUUGGGCUGUGUCAUGUCGAGAAAGGCAGAGUCAGGUGCUGCAGGGUAACCCAGAGCCGGGGCUGAGAUGGCCCCAGUGCUCUGGAGAGGCUGUGGAGAGAUGAGAGGCUUGAGCCAUCGGGGCAGGGCAGGGCAGGGCUGCACGCCGGGGUGGGACAUCCGAUGGGAACAGGGCUUGCGAGGACAGAGCCAGGGCUGUUGCUGCUGGCUGGGACAGGACAGGGUGCUGCCCUGUGCGGGGAGGUUGUGACCAGGGCAGGGUGCCAGGGCUGUGGGCAGAGGUGAGGAGCGGUGCCCACACCGAGGACAAGCGAUGUGAGCCUCGCAGCCAGGGCUGUUCAGUGUCCCUGCUGUCCCCUGUCCAGUGUGGUGGCCGUAGGGUGGCUUUGGGUGUGCCGUGUGGGGCUGCAGUGAGAGGGAGGGACCACAGGCCAGCCUGUGAGACCCAGCUGGACCCCUCUGUUACCCCAGGGGUGGGAUGGCAGCAGAGUGAGGCUCGGCCUGAGGGUGUGGUCAGGGGUAUCCAGCCUUGGGGGGCACCGGAGGAAGAAAAAGGGGCAGGAUGAGGACAGAGCUGCUGGCCCCAGUGCUGGGUGUGGGGAGCAGAGGUGGCCAGGUUGGGUGCUUGGGCUGUGUCAGGGAGGGGAGCAGGCUGGCUAAUGCUCUGGUAACCAUGUACCGUGGUGCUGCUGUCCUCACUGCUUUGUGGCAUCUCUGCUCUGGAAAGAGAAUAAAUUUGUAUUUAUACUGA